Staurois parvus is the source of this 421-nucleotide messenger RNA. Lineage: Eukaryota; Metazoa; Chordata; Amphibia; Anura; Ranidae. The record is from the annotation of a GenBank genome assembly.
GGCACUGACUGGCAUCACUGCUGGGCACUGACUGGCAGCACUGACUGGCACAACCGCUGGGCACUGAAUGGUGGCACUGACUGGCAGCACUGCACUGGUGGGUGGCACUGGUGGACAGCACUGGUGGGUGGGCACAGGUGGGUGGCACUGGUGGGCACAGGUAGGUGGCACUUCUGGGCACAGGUGUGUGACACUGCAGAGUGGCACAGGUGGGUGCACUGCUGGGCACAGGUGGGUGAUCUGCUGGGCACAGGUGGGCGGAACUUGCGGGUGGCACUGCUGGGCACCGAUCAUCAGGGCACUGAUCAUCAGUGCCCUGAUGAUCGGUGCCGAUCCCCGCUCUGACAACUGCCGGUUCUCGGCAGUACUUUCCUCACGAUCUGACAGCGUGAGGAAAGUGCAGCCGAGAACCGGCACUUGC